AUGAAGUUUUCAGUAUCGAUAAUUCUCUUAUAGUCAGUAUUUUUUUAAGGAGUGUCGUUUAUUUUUGCUAAUUCUUGAUUAAUGCGAGAGUAUAUAUUUGUAUUUUGAGAGAAAUGGCUUCAAAUGCAAUUCAUCCAUCUUUAUUCUAUUUGUUCACAAUAAUCUCACAGUAAAUGAGGUUUUUUUCAAAAAAGAGACUUAGACUAGUUCAAUUUUGAUUCAUUUAACGAUCUAAAGUGAUUAAAUCAAGGUAAAUAUAAAACUAUAUCUUUAAGUUCUGCAUUAGAAAAAAAUUAGGAGAUUUAGAUAUUUGUCUUUUAAAAUAGAAAUUAAUUCGCACUUAUGGACCUGUAGAUAGUCUAAAAAGUUAGAAUAGUACACUUUUUCUUCAUAUUAUAAGAUAAUUGAAUGACUUUUUCUGA
Paramecium octaurelia is the source of this 422-nucleotide messenger RNA. Lineage: Eukaryota; Ciliophora; Oligohymenophorea; Peniculida; Parameciidae. The record is from the annotation of a GenBank genome assembly.